AUGCAACCUGACUGGGUGCUGCGGGACUCUCCAUACUCAGAAGGUGUGGCUGAGCACAAAAGGGGCAAGGCUUGUUGGGACUGUUUACGUUUCCAUAGAGACAACAACAGUGAGCUGCAGUUUGCAUCUAUCCCUCCCUCUCAGGGUCUUAGCUGUGCAGGCGACCUGUCGUCACGUGACCUCACACAGCUGUGUUUCAUCUCACACAUUGAGCUCACAACCUUCCUGAUGACUCUGGGGAUCCACACCAAACGCUCACGUCCUCCACGCUGCAGGAACCGGGACAGUGGUGUGUUUGGCGUUCCUCUGAACACGCUGUUGGAGAAAGACAGGAAGAAGUUUCCUGGGGUCAAAGUUCCUGUCGUGUUCCAGAAGUUGUUGUGUAUCUUAGAGCAAACAGGCCUGUUGACUGAGGGGAUUCUCAGAGUACCAGCAUCAGCUGCUAGAGUCAAGUGCCUUCGUAGAGAAUUAGACAGGUGCUAUGAGGGAUUUGACUGGUCUGCGCUGAGACAGGUGGACGCUUCCAGUCUGUUGAAGCUUUUCAUCAGAGAGCUGCCAACCCCUCUGCUGACACACACACACCUGUCCACCUACCGCUCUGUACUGAGUAUCCCCUCUGAGCUCCAUCAGGUUCAGGCCCUGCAGCUGCUGACGUUGCUUCUUCCAGAAGCCAACAGAGAAAUUCUGAGAGCUCUGCUGGUCUUCCUCCGUAUGGUGGUCUCUCAUCAGGAUCAGAACCGUAUGUCUCUGUGGAAUGUGUCCAUGGUGAUGGCACCCAACCUGUUCCGUCGUCACCAUGGAAACAAGCGCUCAAUUGCUAAACGAGAUGAGAUGGAGGAGGCAGUGGGUGGAGCUCAGCUGAUCCGGUUGAUGAUCAUUCACCAGGACUUGAUUUGGACCGUCCCCAAGUUUCUACUGUCUCAGGUGAGACAGAUGAACCAGGUGUCCAUUCAGAAACAGCUUGGCCUGAGCUGGACCAGUAGACUUUUGAGGAAGAAGAAUGACAAGAAUGAAAGAGAUCAGAUCACAGAGCUGUGUGAAGGUGUGAUCAGAGUUCAUGCUCCUCUACACACCAAGAUUUCCAUGGUGAUACAACUUGAGGAACAGACAACAGCCAAGGACAUAACGUCCCGCUUCGAGUGUGAGAACAGUCCAGUUCAACAUCUGUAUGAAGUUGGAGGAAACAUCUGUGAGCGUCGUCUUCAUCCUGACUGUGUUCUGUUGGAUGUUUACAGAGUUAAUCCCCACUGUGAUUGGCUAAUUAAACCCUGACAACCUGUCUCAGAACCUGUUUCAAGUGUCUCACCACCUCUCUCAUUAAUGCCUCCCCACCGGUCGACACAUGCACUACCACCUGUCUCACUGCCCUCACUCCACGUCUCAGCUCGUGUUUUUUGCUGUCACAAAAACACUGGCACCAGCCUCAUCACAUUUGUGACAAUCUCUCCCACAAGUGGAUCCAAACUUCCCUUUAUCAUGAACCACUUCCUUUGUGCAUACAGCAGCUGUUGGCAUGACAUCACAGUAACAUUGUCCUUUAUCGAACAAUUGUUCAGUCUGUUUUUUUUUUCUUUCUGAAUUUGGUUUGUCCUGGCAGAUUAGUUACAUCUUCUCCUGCUCCGGUCUUUAUUUACUGCUGUUGUUUCUGUACAUCAGAACAAAUGUGUUUAUUAAUGAUGCUCAUAUUAAAACUUGAAUAUGUAC
This is a messenger RNA of Maylandia zebra (zebra mbuna), 1704 nucleotides long. It is a transcript of the gene arhgap28, whose product is annotated as Rho GTPase activating protein 28. Gene Ontology annotation, molecular function: GTPase activator activity. Gene Ontology annotation, cellular component: cytoplasm. Lineage: Eukaryota; Metazoa; Chordata; Actinopteri; Cichliformes; Cichlidae. The record is from RefSeq and is a predicted model, not a curated record. Gene Ontology annotation, biological process: regulation of small GTPase mediated signal transduction; regulation of actin filament polymerization; signal transduction.